GAGGGGGGGCAGCGCCGGCCCUGGCUGGAGAAGGCCCCAGCGCUGCCCGGGGGGGGGACGUGCGGUGUGACGAGGAGACCAGCUGUCCCGACGGGAACACGUGCUGCCGGCUGAGCUCGGGGACAUGGGGGUGCUGCCCGCUGGAGGACGCCGUCUGCUGCCCCGACCACGUGCACUGCUGUCCCCAGGGCUACACGUGUGACCCGGAGGGGGGCAGCUGCCUGCAGGAGGGGGGGCAGCGCCGGCCCUGGCUGGAGAAGACCCCGGCGCUGGCCCGGGGGGGGGACGUGCGGUGUGACGAGGAGACCAGCUGUCCCGACGGGAACACGUGCUGCCGGCUGAGCUCGGGGGCCUGGGGGUGCUGCCCGCUGGAGGACGCUGUCUGCUGCCCCGACCACGUGCACUGCUGUCCCCAGGGCUACACGUGUGACCCGGAGGGGGGCAGCUGCCUGCAGGAGGGGGGGCAGCGCCGGCCCUGGCUGGAGAAGACCCCGGCGCUGGCCCGGGGGGGGGGCGUGCGGUGUGACGAGGAGACCAGCUGUCCCGACGGGAACACGUGCUGCCGGCUGAGCUCGGGGGCCUGGGGGUGCUGCCCGCUGGAGGACGUAGGCAGGGGGUCCCCGUGUGGGGACAGGGACGUGCUGGGGUCCCCGGUGGGGAGGGGGGUCACGGGGGUGCACCCAGGGGAGGGGGGUCACCAGGGUGACCUUGUUGAGGGGGAUGUGGGUUGA
Calidris pugnax (ruff) is the source of this 731-nucleotide messenger RNA. It is a transcript of the gene GRN, whose product is annotated as granulin. Gene Ontology annotation, cellular component: extracellular region. NCBI's taxonomy places the organism in Eukaryota, Metazoa, Chordata, Aves, Charadriiformes, Scolopacidae. The transcript is spliced from 3 exons. The annotation marks the transcript as partial. The record is from RefSeq and is a predicted model, not a curated record.